This is a messenger RNA of Diversispora eburnea, 564 nucleotides long. The record is from the annotation of a GenBank genome assembly. Lineage: Eukaryota; Fungi; Glomeromycota; Glomeromycetes; Diversisporales; Diversisporaceae.
AUGAAUUGUUUGUCAUUACCACGCGUUUUGAAAAGUUCCAUUGGCUCGGCUACUAAUUUUAUUGGUAGUGGUAGUAGGCUAUUGAGUCACGCUGGUUCUGCUGGUUUUGUUAUUUCGCGGUCCAAGUUUCACUUACCUGACCUUCCAUAUGACUACAAUGCUCUCGAACCAAUUGUUUCAGCAGAGAUAAUGAAAGUUCAUCAUUCCAAACAUCAUCAAACAUAUGUUAAUAAUCUCAAUGUAGCCGAAGAAAAAUUUGAAAAAGCACUAAAAGAUAAUGACGUUAGGGAACAAAUUGCACUUCAAUCUGCAUUAAAAUUUAAUGGAGGAGGGCAUAUCAAUCAUUCACUGUUUUGGAUAAAUCUUUCACCAAUUAAAGAAGGUGGCGGAGAACCCCCCAAAGGACAACUUCUUAGUGCUAUUCAAAAAGAAUUUGGUUCUCUUGAAGAUUUCAUUAGUAAAUUUAAUUCAAGUACUGUUGCCGUCCAAGCUGAUUAUUUGAAAGCCAUUUGGGAAGUUGUUAAUUGGAAAAUUGUAGCGGAAAGAUUUGCCGAAGCUCAAUAA